ACACGCAAACCCUCGUCGUGAAACAGUAAAAACACCCACUCUCUCUCUUCUUCUCCUUAUCUAGUCUUCCGAUCCGCUCUAGGGAGGGAGAAGAGUCUCUCUUCUCUUCUAAUCGUCUUGGCCGAGAGGUUUUGUCCAGGUUUGGCGAUACCCGGUCUGCUUGCUCUUCGGUGCUCAUUCUAAACUUUUACUGCGCAUAGCGGCGGUGGCGAGUGAAAUCGGAAGGAAGAGAUGUCGUACAUGAGAGGAGAUCUGCUGACGAGGACUAGGAAGCUGGUGAAGGGUCUCGCCAAGCCCACCCCCGUUUGGCUCAAGGCCAUGGAACAGGCACCGCCUGUGGCAUUUCCUCGUACCGAUGGAAAGAUCAAGAAGAUUGAGAUGCCGGAGGAUAUUUACGUCAAGAGGUUCUUCAAGAAACAUCCGGAUUCUCUAUACCACGACGCCGUAAAGAUAAGUGGAUUUGAUCCCCCUCCUGCACGAGUUUUUGCUUGGCGCGUGCUGCAACUAAAAGGACAGGGUGUCUGUGAAGAGGAGGCCAUGGCUGUAGCUGAUAUGGAAUAUCGUGCUGAAAAGAAAGGAAAGAAGAAGGCAUAUGCCGAGUUGAAGCAAAUUGCACGCCUCCAGGGGAAGGCACCACCUCCAAACCCAUACCCAAGUGCCAUCAAAGAGAUACAAGCAGAGGAGAAGAAAUAUGUUCAUGAUCGUUUCUUUAAUCCCAAGAUACUUGAGAUUGUGCGAAACAUGAAAGCUGAAAAGGCUGCAAAGAUGCAAGAUCAACAAGGAGGUGGUGGUAGUGGUGCAGGUGGCGGCCAGCCUCGUGGCUGGAAUGUUGGUCAGCGCCGGUGAACUCUCUUCAUGGUUAUAUAAGGUGCUUUGUUAAAUUUGGUCUUUUGUCUGAUCAGUUUGUUCAGAAACUAGGGAACAUUUCAUGUUCAGGGGGUAUGUAAUUCCCACUUUGGGUGUCUUCUUAAUAAAUGAAAAUAGUUGUUUAUCAGGCAGUUUUAGCACAAUGUAUCAAAAAUUGACACAGUAACUAAUGGCAUAUUCAUCGAGUGCUAGUUACUUAUACCUU
Phoenix dactylifera (date palm) is the source of this 1072-nucleotide messenger RNA. RefSeq lists its product as uncharacterized. NCBI's taxonomy places the organism in Eukaryota, Viridiplantae, Streptophyta, Magnoliopsida, Arecales, Arecaceae. The record is from RefSeq and is a predicted model, not a curated record.